UGCCUCAACGCGAUGCUCGAUGGCUUGGAUGCCAGUGACAGGAUCAUCUGCCCAGUGUGUAGAAAGAAUAACCUGACCGUGAGGAAUCACGUGGUUUUUUGCCAGUGUGGGUUAUGCAUCAGCACACAGGAUAUGACAGAAGGGAAGCUUCGGUCCCUCCUAGAAAACACUGUAACAGAGCACAGCCACAGGUGCUUCCACAACCCGGAGUUCACAGUCACCAGUGGAAUGGAGGAAGAAGCCAGUCUCCUCAUGAGCUGUGCGGUCUGUGACUCCUGGAUGAUUCUCCUGUAA
Nestor notabilis (Kea) is the source of this 294-nucleotide messenger RNA. RefSeq names its product RPA interacting protein (gene RPAIN). Gene Ontology annotation, biological process: protein import into nucleus. The annotation marks the transcript as partial. Lineage: Eukaryota; Metazoa; Chordata; Aves; Psittaciformes; Psittacidae. Gene Ontology annotation, cellular component: nucleus; PML body. The transcript has 4 exons. The record is from RefSeq and is a predicted model, not a curated record.